ACACUGGCGACAGAUACGCAGGAAUCUUUUGUUAGGCCAGUGCAUCUGAUGUGAAUAUAUUUUGUACAUUGUAGAGUAAAGAUGGACACGUGGGAGAGUCGGACGCAACAGAAUUGAAAUGAUGGAGACGGAAGUACUCGUGCAUGUGCAUAAUUACAUGAUUUAAUGCGGACGCGUGCGACAUCACAUUGGGGAACAGACAGACGUCUGGACCAGAAGCUUUCAGCUCACAGGCUGUUUGAGGUUUAUUUGAGUUCUUUUAAGCAAAUAUAGCAUGUGCUGUCAGAAUGUCACAAUGCAGUUAUAAAUAAUGUUGGCUGGGUCGUGAAUGAUGAGGAGUGAAGCUUAAUAUCAUCAAUGCAAAUGCUUCAUAAUUUGCUAAUGUGGAAAUAAUGGUUGCCACAAAGGACUUAUCACGAGUGCCAAAAUGAGGUCUGAUAGGCUGUGCAAGAUGGAAUACAAGAAACAAUUUCACAGGCCACUUUCGGCGGCCUGAGCCGUGUAAUCCUCUAUGUGAACUGCAUUUCCAGCACCACGGAGAGCGACCAUGAACAGGUUACGCAAGAAAGCGUGCGUGGCUCUUCUAUUGUUCACCCUGUUUAUUUUUGGCACCAUGAUGGGCCUACGAACCCUCAAGCCCACUGACGGAUUUUCCGAUCUUGCUCCAGGAAUGGAGUUGAUGCCUUUAGUGGGAGACAGAAUGGACCAGAGACCCAAACCUGGAAUCGAAUCAGCAGGUCAAAUUGGUGUUGGGCGGGACACCAAGAUAGUCUUCUCCAACUCUGGUCCUGACCACAGCAUAUUCUAUGACAUUCACAUCUUCUAUUAUUUAUGGUAUGGCUCGCCACAGAUGGACGGGAGUUAUGUGCACUGGGACCACGUACUGGUACCACAUUGGGACCCCAAAAUAGCUGCCAGUCACCCUAAAGGACGACACAAUCCGCCAGACGACAUGGCGUCCAGUUAUUUCCCUGAACUUGGACCCUAUAGCUCCAAGGAUCCAGAUGUUAUUGAGUCUCACAUGGCACAAAUCGAAGCUGCAGCUGCAGGUGUGGUGGUUCUGUCCUGGUACCCUCCUGGUGUGGCAGAUGAACAUGGCAAACCCUCUGAAGAUCUAGUUCCAGCUGUUAUGGAUGCUGCCCAUAGACACAGUAUCAAGGUUGCGUUCCACCUUCAGCCCUACAAAGGCCGGACAGACCUCACCGUGCAUGAUAACAUCAAAUACAUCAUUGACAAAUAUGGCAAACAUGGUGCUUUCUACAGAUUCAAGUCCAGCACUGGCAAGGUUCUUCCACUCUUCUACGUGUACGACUCAUACCUGACACCUCCUGAGGCCUGGGCUGAGCUACUUACAGCUCAAGGGUCUCACAGUCUCCGUGGAACUUUGUAUGAUGGCAUCUUCAUCGCUCUCAUAGUGGAAGAGCUUCAUAAGCACGACAUCCUGUCCGGUGGCUUUGACGGCAUGUACACCUACUUUGCUUCCAAUGGUUUCUCCUUUGGAUCUUCUCACCAGAACUGGAAAGCAAUCAAGGAUUUCUGCGACAAGAACAACUUGCUGUUUGUGCCAAGCGCUGGACCUGGUUAUAUGGACACCGCUAUUCGGCCAUGGAAUAACCACAACACACGCAACAGAGUGAAUGGACGAUAUUACGAGACCUCUUUGCUAGCGGCAAUGUCUGUAAGGCCUGAUAUCAUCACAAUAACAUCAUUUAAUGAGUGGCACGAGGGAACUCAGAUUGAAAGGGCCAUACCUAAGAAGACUGUGGCUCGUCUGUAUUUGGACUAUAAACCUCAUCAGCCAGACUAUUACCUGGAGCUCACCAGGAAGUGGGCGGAGCAUUUUAGUAAAGAAAAAGAGCAGUGGCUUAUGUGAUUGUACCUCAUAACAGCUCAGCAUUGUUGAGUUUUGCUUUAGAAAUAUUCUUCAAUUCAUGCAUAAUUUAUAAAGGCAGCACAACAGCAAGGACUAGCAACAUUCUCUCUCUCUUUGUUAUUUGCUAUUGAUUUAGAUAUACAUUUCCAUGCUGACAGAUUUCCCGGUGGAAAUAUUUAAAGGGGUAAUUCUGCCAAAAGAUUAUUAUUUUGUCAUCCUCCUCAUGUCGCUCUAAACUUGUGUUACUUUAUGUAUUUAUUUUGUGUAACAUAUAAGCAGAAGUUUAUCAGGUCAAAAUGCUUUUUUCUUUACAAUGAAAGUGAAUGGGGACUAUUGAGCUCCAAAAAGCCAUUAUUCGCAGAACAUCCCUCUGCGGCAGCUAACUUACACAAAUUCAAACCAUGGUAAAGCGAAACGUAAGAACAAAUGGCAUUUUGAAAUGCAGUAACACGACUAGUAACGAGACAUGAAAGAACCAAUGAUAUUUCAAAACCCUGGCACAAUAUGAUUGGUAAGGAGAACCAAUGGCAUUUUAAAACCUUGGCAUAACUCGAUUGGUAACAAGACACACAAGAACCAUUGGCUUUUUAAAACCAUUGCACAUUGCAAUCGCAACCAAGACAUGCAAAAAACAAUGGCAUUUUUAAACCUUGGCAUAAUGCAUUUGGUAAUGAGACACACAAGAACUAAUGGUAUUUAAAGCAUUGGCAUAACAAGAACUAAUGGUAUUUAAAGCAUUGGCAUAACAUGAUUGGUAACAAGAUACACGAGAACCAAUGGCAUUUGAAACCUUAGCGUAACACGAUUCGUACAUGUCAUGCAAGAACAAUGACAUUUUAAAUCACUGGCACAACGUGAUUGGCAAUGAGAUAUGAACCAAUGGCAUUUAUGAAUUUUGGUGCAAUUCAACUGUUAACGAGACAGUAAAGAACCAAUGGCAAUUUAGGACGUGGCGCAAUGCGAUUUUUAACAAGACUUUGAUUUUUAAGAAACUAUGCCCGCAACAUGAUUGGCAAUAUAACACGCAAGACCAAUGGCAUUUGAAAACCUUGAUGCAUUGGGGUCACUACUGAGACACACAAGAACCAUUGGCACUUUUUAAACCUUGGCGCAACGAGAUCGGUAACCAGACAUGCGAAAACCAAUGGUAUUUUAAGACAUAAGAUCGAAAGUCUUUAGGGUGAGGGUGAGUAAACAAUGAUUCAUUUUUCAUUUGUGGGUGAACUAUCCCUUUUCUUUUGGGCAUUGAAUUUGAGUUUUAUGGCCCGUUUUUAAAAGACUAUGUCUUACUUUGUGUUUGAAUAACAUUUUUAAAUGUUCUUGUGGUUGGUGGUGGAUAUGGUUUGUUUAGGUAAUGGUUGGAUUCAUUAUAUUAUGUAAAUCCUAUUGGAGAAUCAUGCAUAUUGUAAUUCAUGUUUAAUAUAUAAAAUAAAAUAAAA
This is a messenger RNA of Xyrauchen texanus (razorback sucker), 3312 nucleotides long. Its product is annotated as glycoprotein endo-alpha-1,2-mannosidase-like protein. Gene Ontology annotation, molecular function: alpha-mannosidase activity. The coding region runs from base 548 to 1873 and encodes 441 amino acids. The record is from RefSeq and is a predicted model, not a curated record. The transcript has 4 exons. Lineage: Eukaryota; Metazoa; Chordata; Actinopteri; Cypriniformes; Catostomidae. Gene Ontology annotation, cellular component: Golgi apparatus.